AUGAAAGCUGUCAGUGCUGAUGGAUCAGUAACUUCUGUUGAGAUUCUCACAAAAAGUAGCAAGUUGAUGACAGCUCAUCAGUGUAGUCCCAACACGGCCGACAUUUGAGUCUGAACGAACCCACGUCCGCCUCCUCCUGACUCACCAGGUUGUCAGUAUGGCCUCCUGGAUUGUUCAAAUGACUGUGAUGGUGCUAUCUGUCUUCAGCAGCAGCAGCCAGGGGAAGAGGGAUAAGGUGCUCUACUGUUCUGCAUGCAAGGCGAUUGUGGAUGAACUGAACUACUCAAUCAGUCAGGUGGACCCAAAGAAAACCAUCAACGUCGGCAGCUUUAGACUCAACCCAGAUGGAACCAUGACAGACAAAAAGGUACCGCUUGCUCGCUCGGAGGCUCAUCUCAGCGAGCUCCUGGAUGAGGUGUGCAACAGCAUGAGCGACUACGCCCUCCACGUGGAUCCCGACACCCAGGUCAAACAGUACAUGAGGUUUGCUCCCAGGACCAGUGGGGCCACCGGAGACUUCCCUGACUUCAAAAACUUCCAGUUCGAUGGACCCGAGGCAUCCAAUGCCCUGAAAUUCGCAUGUGAAACUGUAGUGGAGGAGCUGGAGGAUGAUAUCAUCUCCGUGUUCAGCCAGGACUUGCAGCAUGUGCACAAGGAGUUAUGCAACCGAAUCUCAGACUACUGUAAAGACAGCAGUCACACAAACGAGGAGUUAUAGUGUUGUUUUAUAUUUUCCAUGGAUGAAGUGGGACCAGCGCUGGGGCAGAGAUUACAAAAAGGGCCUUUAAUAAAAUCAGUUUUUGACAAUCUUGAAAUAAAUAAAAGAAGAAGUCUUGAGAAACCAUUUUGUGCACAUUAGUUUUUGUGGGCU
Molecule: messenger RNA, 871 nt
Organism: Chelmon rostratus (copperband butterflyfish)
Lineage: Eukaryota; Metazoa; Chordata; Actinopteri; Chaetodontiformes; Chaetodontidae
Gene: cnpy1
Product: canopy FGF signaling regulator 1
Exons: 6
Coding region: 158-718 (186 amino acids)
Cellular component (GO): endoplasmic reticulum
Source: RefSeq, a predicted model, not a curated record